Molecule: messenger RNA, 1374 nt
Organism: Scomber scombrus (Atlantic mackerel)
Lineage: Eukaryota; Metazoa; Chordata; Actinopteri; Scombriformes; Scombridae
Product: D(1A) dopamine receptor-like
Exons: 1
Coding region: 1-1374 (457 amino acids)
Biological process (GO): adenylate cyclase-activating adrenergic receptor signaling pathway
Cellular component (GO): membrane
Molecular function (GO): G protein-coupled receptor activity
Source: RefSeq, a predicted model, not a curated record
AUGAACAAUACAACCAGCUUGGCACUGUUGGGAGCCGGCAGCCGGGAGGAGUUACCGACGCACCGAGCUUUAACAGGGUGCGUCCUGGCGCUGCUCAUCAUCUGGACACUUCUCGGCAACUUAACGGUGUGCGCAGCUGUUUGUCGCUUCCGGCACCUGCGUACCAAAUUAACCAACAUUUUCAUCGUGUCGCUGGCUCUGUCGGACCUCCUGGUCGCCGUGCUGGUGAUGCCGUGGAAAGCUGUGGCUGAGGUGGUCGGUUUCUGGCCGUUUGGAGGGUUUUGUAAGACCUGGCUGGCCUGCGACAUCAUGUGCUCCACGGCCUCCAUCCUCAACCUGUGCAUGAUUAGUGUGGAUCGAUACUGGGCCAUCUCCAACCCCUUCCUUUACGAGAGGAGUAUGAACAAGAAGGUGGCCUCUGUUAUGAUCGGCGUGACUUGGACAGUCUCUGUGGUCAUCUCCUUCGUUCCCGUGCAGCUGAACUGGCACCGGGCGGAGCUCGGUGUCCCGGCCGGGGAGGACUUGGCACUUCACGGUAAGAGUGUUGAUGGGAGCUGUGACUCCAGCCUGAGUCACACGUACGCCAUAUCCUCCUCUCUCAUCAGCUUCUACAUCCCCGUUGCUAUUAUGAUUGUCACAUACACCCGCAUCUACCUGAUAGCCCAGACGCAGAUCCGGAUGAUAUCUUCACUGGAGCGGGCGGCCGAGCACGCACGGAAUUGCCGCUCGGACGUACCUGAAUUGUUUCCUCACCUGUGUGCGGAAAUCAGUGCCAACUCUUAUCAGUCUCAAAUCAGGCUUCAUCCUAAUUAUCAGCCCUCUAACCCCUUACACCGCGAUCUGAACGUCUCUAUCAGAAAAGAGACAAAAGUCCUAAAAACUCUGAGCAUCAUCAUGGGUGUUUUUGUCUGCUGCUGGCUGCCCUUCUUUGUCCUGAACUGCGCUCUGCCCUUCUGUCCCGGACCAGGGGCCCCGGCCGCCGAGCGUGGCCCUUACUGUGUCAGUGAAAAAACCUUCGAUGUCUUCGUGUGGAUCGGCUGGAGCAACUCGUCCCUGAACCCGAUCAUCUAUGCAUUCAACGCGGACUUCAGAGACGCUUUUCUGCGCCUGUUGCGUUGCCGGGGAAGAGGGUGCUGGGCCGCAGUGAGCGCAGCAGUGGAGACGGCGAUGGCGAGUAACGAGGCCGGUCACAUGAAGCAGGAGAGCCCACUGAACGUGAAGCUAGGCAUCUCGUAUACUAUGAACACGAGGGGGAGCGAGGAUAGUGGGAACACCACGGUGACUGUGUUUUCACACAGAGGGACAACUUCGGAGCAGGUGCUGGACACUGAGGAGAGUAACGACAAAGACAGACUGACGCAUAUACCCAUAUAG